AUGGCGAUUCCGGAUGGACAUUCCACCAACGACAGCCGAGAUGAGAUCAAGGUCAUCUCUUCCCCUCUCGCACUGCCAAACGGAGUGGUCAUACCGAAUCGACUGGUCAAAGCAGCCAUGGCCGAAGGUAUAGGUUUAGGAGGAGGUCCACCGCGGGAAGGCCACAUCAACUUGUACAGACGAUGGGCAGAAGGUGGUUGGGGUAUCAUCAUAUCUGGAAACGUUCAGAUCGAUCCUCGUCAACUGGCAUCACCUCACGACCUCACUCUUCCCUCGCAUUCCUUAACUCUACAAGCUUAUACCAAGCUCGCUUCGACCGUACACUCCGCCUCCUCUGGUCCUUUGCUGCUCAUGCAGAUAUCCCAUCCUGGUCUUCAAUCGUCUUCGACGAUCAACCUAUCUCGUUGGCCAUGGGAAUCAGCAAUCGCACCAUGCGAGGAUAGACCUACCGUCUCGGAAGGUCCAGUAGGAUGGUUAUGGAGUCAUGUGAUGUGGCCUACCAAAUCUCGUCGGAUCGUCAAUACCAACGAAUGGAUGGACAUAGUCAACAAGUUCGUGGAUGCUGCUGUGCUGGCUGAGAGAUCCGGCUGGGACGGAGUGCAAUUACAUUCCGCUCAUGGAUACUUACUGGCCGAGUAUCUAUCCCCUCUAACCAAUCCAGAUCCAAAACCUUUACCCGAUGUACCUGGAAGUAUCCCACUACGAUUACACCUACUUUACCUGAUCCUCAAGGGCAUUCACGACAAUACCGAAAAAAGGUUUAUCAAAGCGGUCAAAGUCAAUUGUUCAGACUUUGUGCAAGGCGGUCUUGAUGAAGAACAAGCUUCCGAAAUCAUUAAAACGCUCGUUUCAUGGUCUCUGCUGGAUAUAAUUGAAAUAUCCGGUGGAACCUACUCAUCACCUGCAUUCGCUACGCCAGAAUCACUUAAAACCUCUUCACGCCAAUCUCUUUUUGCUCGUUUUACCACCUCGCUCUUACCUUCUUUAUCUCCUCCACCUACAGGUCCAGCUAUAAUCUUGACAGGGGGUUUACACGAUCGACAAAUGAUAGCUUCUUCGCUGAAUGAACGAGCGUGUGAUUUGGUAGGGAUCGGAAGACCAGCCUGUCUCUUCCCUCAAUUACCUAAGCAGAUCAUCCUCAAUCCCAAAUCACCAGAUGGAGAAGCUAGAGUCGGUGGAUACCCUAUACCCGGAUCGGACCUGAUGAAGAUCAUUUUGGGUGAAUCAAAUCCUAAAGAAGGGAUCAAGCUAGUAGGAGCUGGAAUAUCGACAUUAUGGCAUGAAUGGCAGAUGUGUAGGAUCGGAAGAAGGGUAGAACCGGAUAUCAACAUGCACUGGCUCAGAGGUGCGUUGGUGGAGGAGGUAUGGUUCGAGGUGCUCAAGGGAGGUCCGAUGGGUUGGUGGAGGUAUUGGAGAGGAUAG
Molecule: messenger RNA, 1422 nt
Organism: Kwoniella botswanensis
Lineage: Eukaryota; Fungi; Basidiomycota; Tremellomycetes; Tremellales; Cryptococcaceae
Exons: 5
Coding region: 1-1422 (473 amino acids)
Molecular function (GO): oxidoreductase activity; FMN binding
Source: RefSeq, a predicted model, not a curated record